GAGGGGGCAGGAGGAGGAGAGGAGGGAGGAGAGAGGAGGGGGCGACCUGCUGCUUUGUUUUCACGACGCGAUCGUGUCCGCGAACGCCUCGCUGGCACCGGCGCCCGCGGUGCGCUCGCGAGCCGCCCCGCGGCCGCAGGGCGCGCCGCGCCGCCUCGCAGCCGAGGAGCAGUCGCGCGCGCCGGCGCCCCGCAGCCGCCGCGCGGCCUGGCCGCGCGGCCUGCGCGGCGGGCAGCCGAAGCAGACAUGA
Messenger RNA from Prorocentrum cordatum, 250 nucleotides. The record is from the annotation of a GenBank genome assembly. NCBI's taxonomy places the organism in Eukaryota, Dinophyceae, Prorocentrales, Prorocentraceae.